GAGAUCGAGCCGUCGACCGGUUUGUCGAUCACAAAAUUAUAACAAGACGAUCUUAAAUUUGCGAAAAUUCGAAUUUUUUUUCCAGUUGCGCGUGUGUGCGGGUGGGUGUGCGAAGACGAUAUAUCUCUUUCUCGUGAUCGCUGCGUUACGUGAUCCGCGAUCAACAUGGGGUGCGGAAUGGGAAUGAUCAAGUAUCUGCUCUUCAUAUUCAACUUCAUCUUCGUGCUAUGCGGUCUGGCCAUUCUGAUACUGGGUGUGAUAGUGCAAUUGCAAUAUGUGAAAUACGCCAGUGGCAAAAUAGAAGAGAUCGACUUGAAUGUGCCGUCGAUAACUCUGAUCGUUGUCGGCAGUAUCAUAUUCAUCAUCGCUUUCUUCGGAUGCUGCGGAGCAAUUCGCGAGAGCCACUGCAUGGUCGUCACGUUUGCAUCAUUGCUUUUGACGAUUUUGAUCGUGCAAGUGGCCAUCGCAAUCUACACGUUUGUCGAAAUGAAAAAUUCCGAGGAACUCAACGUCGAGGCGACAUACAGGAAAGAAGUCUUCGAUCGUUACACGAGGUCAAACGAGGAUAAGGAGCUCGUAGAUAUGAUACAGAAUCAAUUGGAAUGUUGCGGCGUCUUGUCCUCUAACGAUUUCAAAGAUAUAGGAGUGGAAUACGUCCCAGGAAGUUGCUGCAAUAAAGAUGCAAAAACUGCACGAUGCUUUCCGGACGAGGUGUUCAAACAGGGUUGCGCACCUGCGAUACAACAGUUCCUGAAAUCUGGGCUUGCAAUAUUAGGUGGCAUCGCUCUGGGUAUUGCUGCUAUCGAGCUGAUCGGUAUUAUUUUCGCACUGUGUCUGGCGAACUCCAUCAGAAACGCCGAACGCAGAGGUUACAGUGUGUAAAAGAAGAAAACAGUUUGGGAGAAGCGCUGUCUCACGUGGGAAAUUUCCAAAACAACGCAUCACAGUAUCCUAACGAUAUAUAUCGAUAUAUCGAUACCGUCACAAUAUCUUUUUGUCUGCAAAAUAUGGUGAGCUACUUACAAAAGAAAUUAAAAAGAUUUUGUUUUAAGCGCUAAAAAAAAAGAACACAAAUGUCUUUCCUAUGUCUUUGUUUCGAGUUUUCUUUUGUAUCAGCAAUCGUGCGUGACUAAAGUAUAAAGAAAUUUAUAGUAAU
Pseudomyrmex gracilis is the source of this 1156-nucleotide messenger RNA. RefSeq names its product CD63 antigen-like. Gene Ontology annotation, cellular component: membrane. The transcript is spliced from 5 exons. Lineage: Eukaryota; Metazoa; Arthropoda; Insecta; Hymenoptera; Formicidae. The coding region runs from base 166 to 882 and encodes 238 amino acids. The record is from RefSeq and is a predicted model, not a curated record.